This is a messenger RNA of Owenia fusiformis, 2011 nucleotides long. NCBI's taxonomy places the organism in Eukaryota, Metazoa, Annelida, Polychaeta, Sabellida, Oweniidae. The record is from the annotation of a GenBank genome assembly.
CAACAUCUGAAUUCACUACCUGGCAGUGGUAGUUAAUCACCUUUGGAUAAACACUAAACAGGUACUUGGCUAUUCUAAAAAGUGAUUGAUUUCUGGAGACUCAAAGAGCAAAUGAGGAACUGAAUGCAACGUGGAAGUCCGGAAUAGGACUGAGUUAGCACUUGGCAUAUAUUGAUGAACCCAGGAUUUCACUGGGGAACACAAUUAGCAAAUGAAUAACUGAAGCACUAACUGCUGUUUGGCAUAUUAAGAUCUUUGUAGGAAAGGAUUCUUAUCAGUGCAUUCAUUUGUAAUCUAGAUGCACCAGAGAGUGGAAAAAAUAGGAUUUUGGUUGUUUGAAUCAGAAUUGAUGACUAGGGAGAUAAGGAAUGGAAAGAUUUUUAUGUGAUCAAAAAUUACUGCAUGGAUGCUGAGACGGAUAAUUGUCAAAUUUUGGAUCAUUAGUUUCGAAAUUGCUAUACUGGGAAAUCUGAAAAACCACACAACAGACGAGUUCAGCAUAAUGAUACUUAACUUGCAGUUAGACCAAAUUAUGUGAAGCUAUUUUAUAUUUUAUCUGAGAGGGAAAGUAUAUGUAUGGAGACACUCACUCAAUAAAACACUUCGAAGGAUGGUCAAUGUUUUGAGAGACAUGAAUUUUUUUGGACAAUAAAUCUCCCAGAUUGAUAAAUAUAACAGUUGGACUUUUUAAUAUGGAUUUUAUUAGAUGAAACAGACACUCACUUAGAUACAUGUAGACAAUUUGGAAUUUGUAAAGUUGGAAUUUUGAAAGCCGUCUGCUAUUUAGAAAGGGUAAAAGAUGAGUCAUGUUAGUAGGUGGGAUACCCACCCUCACUCUCAAGGAGUGCAUCCUCAUAGUAGAUCUUCCCGGAGGAGAUUAUCGAAACUUUCUUACGAUCCUGAACCAGAGAAGAAUGAUGAAGAUGUGAUUGGGUUUGCUACUUUACCUGACCAAGUACACAGGAAGGCUGUGAGACGAGGAUUUGACUUCACCCUUAUGGUUGUAGGAGAAUCUGGACUUGGUAAAUCAACACUAGUCAGCAGUCUUUUCCUCACUGACCUUUAUAAAGACAAGAAAACACCAGAUGUUGAAGACAAGAUUUCCAAAACAGUUGAGAUUGAGAAGAAAUACAUGGAAAUUGAAGAAAAAGGAGUAAAAUUGCGAUUAACCAUUGUUGACACACCAGGCUUCAAUGAUGCUGUAAAUGCUAAUGAAUGCUGGAAACCAGUAGCUGGCUAUAUAGACCAACAAUUUGAACAAUAUUUCAAGGAUGAGAGUGGUUUGAAUAGACGAAACAUUAAGGACCAUAGAGUACAUUGUUGUCUUUACUUCAUUUCUCCUUAUGGACACGGGUUACGUCAAGUGGACAUAGAAUUUAUGAAACAACUUCACCACAAAGUCAACAUAGUUCCUAUCAUUGCCAAAGCAGAUACACUCACCACAAAAGAAAUACACAAUUUAAAGUUAAAAAUCUUAGAAGAGGUAGAAAAACACAAGAUUGAGAUUUAUGAAUUCCCAGAAUGUGAUAGUGACGAAGAUGAAGAAUUCAAGCAACAAGAUACAGAUCUCAAAUCUGCCAUUCCAUUUGCUGUGAUAGGCAGCAAUACUGUACUGGAGGUGAAUGGGAAGAAGGUCAGAGGACGUAUGUACCCAUGGGGCAUUGUUGAAGUUGACAACCCCAUCCAUUGUGAUUUUGGGAAGCUGCGCCAGAUGUUGAUUAGCACGCAUAUGCAGGAUUUGAAGGACGUCACCAGAGACAUACAUUAUGAGAACUUCCGAGCUAUAAACCUAGCCGACAAAAUGAAAAAGGACCAGAAAGACAGGAAUAAACUGAAAAGAGAUUCUAGCCCGAAUUUUGAUCAGAUUGUUGCGACAGAUUCCAUUCUGGCCGAAAAAGAUGAAGAAAUUCGCCGCAUGCAGGAGAUGUUGGCAAAGAUGCAGGAACAACUUAAUGUGAAUAAGAAAAGUGCAAUUAAUGGGCAUGGACUACACAACUUGUAGCUUUAAUGU